UCCAGCUCCUCUGUUGCUCAGACAUGAGGAGCAACAACAGCCUGAAUCCUCUCUACUUUCAGUUCACAGUGUUUACAGACCAGGGGCCUCUCAGAUAUCUGUCCUUCUGUCUGUGUCUGGUAACAUACAUGAUUAUAAUCUGUUCUAACGCCGUCAUUAUUCUGUCAGUGUGUGUGGAGAAGUCUCUGCAUCAGCCCAUGUAUAUAUUUAUCUGCUGUCUGUCUGUGAACUCUCUGUACGGCUCAGCUGCCUUCUUCCCCAGGUUUCUGAUGGACAUACUGUCUGACACUCAUUUCAUCUCACGUCCGUUCUGUUUCAUUCAGAUCUAUGUUAUUUACACCUAUUUAACAUUUGAGCUGACUAUUCUGACUGUCAUGGCCUAUGACAGAUUUGUUGCCAUUUGCCAGCCUUUACACUAUCACAGUAAAAUGAGUUUUAGGACGGUGAUACAGCUUCUGAUUUUUGCUGUGCUCUACCCUGUGUUUGCAUUAGGCCUCUGUCUCUAUCUGGCUGUUCGACUGCCUCUGUGUGGAAAUAAAGUGCACAGGGUUUUCUGCUCUAACUGGUCUGUGGUUCGGCUUUCCUGUGUGGACACGACUGCAAACAGCAUAAUAGGUCGUAUCCUCGCUGUAGCAACCAUCUUUAUCCCCCUGACGUUUGUCCUGUACACCUACCUGCGCAUUCUGCUCGUCUGCAGGAGGAGCUCGUCUGAGUUCAGAGGAAAGGCGUUACAGACCUGCCUCCCUCACAUCGUCACGUUUGUGACCUUUUGUUUCUCUGUCCUCUGUGAACUGUCACUGAGUCGUUUGGAGGUCGAUGAAGUCGAUCCGUUUGUCAUUGUCGUCUUAUGCUUGGAGUUUCUGAUCAUUCCUCCCCUCAACAACCCUCUGGUUUACGGCCUGAUUCUGCCUCAGAUCAGAGAAGUGAUUUAUAGAUGUUUGAAAAUUUACAGAAAGAUUCCUGCUGUGUAA
Messenger RNA from Lates calcarifer (barramundi perch), 971 nucleotides. Its product is annotated as olfactory receptor 51L1-like. Gene Ontology annotation, biological process: G protein-coupled receptor signaling pathway. Gene Ontology annotation, cellular component: membrane. Gene Ontology annotation, molecular function: G protein-coupled receptor activity; olfactory receptor activity. The record is from RefSeq and is a predicted model, not a curated record. Bases 24 to 971 code for a protein of 315 amino acids. NCBI's taxonomy places the organism in Eukaryota, Metazoa, Chordata, Actinopteri, Centropomidae. The transcript has a single exon.